CCAUCCAGUCGCCCCCUCCUUUUCAAGGGUGGGCUUUCAAUACGCAUGUGUUUUUUUUUUUUCACCUGCUUCCGCCAUAUUACAUUCAUACCUACAUCUGCCACCUACAUUACAUUACAUCAAAAAGAUUAGACUGGGUCUGGCUUGACAGACGCAUUCGCAUCCACACCUUGCCAAGUUGCCUGGCUCCUUUAAUUACUACUGUAUGACAUACAGUAUCUCAAAUCCUUGACGGGUUUUUAAUCAGCAAACCGGAGGAAGGAAGCAAUAGAGACUAGCGGAGCAACGCACGUUACUCUGUCAUCUUGUCUUGGUUUUUGCUGUCCGCUUUCCCGAAGAAAAAAAAAAAGAUUCCAAGCUCGAAAGCAAGAAAAAAUAAAUAAAAAAUCGCCAACCAAAUGAUCCUGCGCGCUUGAUCAUAUCAUCCACCACGCACCACUGAUUUCCGCCACGGAGCAAAAAAGAAGAAAAAAAAGAAAAUAAAGAAGAAAUCAGACGGACUGCUCAUUGCCGCUCACGCGAACAGGCCUUGGAAGCCAUUCGUUCAAUGCAUCCGGCGCCGUGACGCAUUUGGAUCACCCCGACGCCCCAUCACUCGUCGUGCCUCGGGAACGUCGCGACCCUGGUCGAUUUUUUAGUGCGUGCAUCCACCGCACUUACCUCGCUACACCCAGCACAGAGCACAUCCCGUCUGAAGAGAGGUCCACCCUUUUUCGCACUUUGUUCGAGUUUCUCAACCAGUCCCGAUUCAGAAACGACUACCGCCAGCGAAACAAUCUUCCCUCUGGUGUGUGUUGCUCUCCUCGCGCAAAAGAGUCUAGUUUGGAAUAGGGCGCCAAGAGCGCUUAAGGGUCGCCUGUCGCCGCGAACUUUCAGCCGCCAUCUUUUUUCUCUCCCCCCGCCCUCUUUUGUCCUUGUCCUCGACGAGAGAUCCUGAGCUGUCAGUCAUCUUUUUGAAGAUCAAUCGUUUCCGUCAGCCCCUCCACAUUUUGUCUGGAACCCACAAUAGCUGGCUGUAUUUGGGGGAUAUUUGUGCAUUGAUUGCUUCUUUUCAUUAUACUCUCCCUUAUUUUGCUUCUUUUUCUUGUACAACUGGGAACCCACGACGCCUUGGGAAAAGCGGGCUUCGGUCAAACUGAGCCGUGGGCAAACCUAGUCUUUCUUUGCCUUGGCUGUGGGUGUUGGUAUUGCGUUUGUAUCCAAGUACAGUGCAGCGCAUCACAGCAUACGUUCAGCCACUCGCAAAAUCGGGGCUAUUUUGCCAUUGCCCGGCACCUCAACAUUUUUAUUCUUGUUUUAUUAUUUUUUCCUUGGUCAGAGUUGGGAGUCUUUUUGUCAAAAUCGAGCCGAAUCGACGCGCGCGUGUACAUACGCGAGCAUGGCUACUUUCACUGCACUGAAUGGCGGCUCGCCAAAGGCAUUGGACAUCGUGAAUGGCGGUGUUGCCAGCGAGAUGAAGAGGUCCGGAUCAGAGGAACUGCCACGAACCGAGGCUGUCGCGCCGAGAUCUCAGCGAGAACCCACCAACAACAAAGCAUCAAGACCGGCAGACGACGUGAGUCCGUCUAGGACAGCAGCUGCUGAGACCGACAGGGAACGUGCGAAGCAAAAUGCAGCGGAACUUGAUGAGCGGGAGCGGCAAAGGGAGAACCGGGCAGGUCCCGCUUCAACUGUCGACCGGCCGCGUCAUCCUUCGACCGGCUUUUCUGAUGUCGACAGCGGCGCACUAAAACGCAAGAGAUCUAAUUCACCAGACACCCGCUCAACCGCGGAACCCGCUCAUCGAGAAACGUCCGAACCCAAGGAAGGUCAGGCGCAAUCUCGCCCCCGCUCACGUGAUCAAAGCAGUUUCAGUCCCCAAAAGAACCACGCGACGUACGCAGAGACCGGCCACGAGAGGAGGAACGGGCAGGAGCAAAGCGUGAGGAAGUCUCUUUUUGGGCCUCCGGGAGCCAGGGAUGAUUGGGGACCAAACUAUGAGCAGGCCCAUUCUGCAAUUCCAAGCUCUGCCAUCAGCGAGGUAGACCCCAUGGGUGACAGCCUUGCCAGGGCGACGCAGCGCAUAAGCAAUGACGAUGAGAGGGCCAGCCCUGAUGAUAUGGAUGAUUCACCCAUGACGCCUUACCCAAGCGGCUCAUACAAUGCCGAACAGCAACGCGAUGGGCUAGUUCAUUCGGAUCCCAAGAAGAGAAAGCGCAACUUUAGCAAUCGGACCAAGACAGGCUGCCUUACCUGCAGGAAACGCAAAAAGAAGUGUGACGAGGCCAAACCUGAAUGCAGUAACUGCAUCCGAGGCGGUUUCGUCUGCGCCGGAUACCCUCCGCAGCGCGGUACCUGGCCAAAACCUGAGAGCAAACCGACGACAGUCCAGAUUGAGAGCAAGGACCCGACGUACAUCCCACCCGGGGCAUACGGCAUGCCCCAAUCGGGAUUUCCCCCAAUUGCUGCGCCAGCCAUAAUGCCUCCACAGAAACGCGAGCCUCUCCCCUCGUACCGUGGCCAACAGCUGCGGAUAGAAACGCCGCACCAGCGCCUUCUGUCCGAUGACGAGCGGGCCCCUGCCCCCUUACCGAUGCCAGUUGUGACCACGGCCUCUGAAGGCAAGUUGUCGGCAUUUCACAACUCGACAGUCACAAACCUUCUCCCUACUCCCAUCAGUGCCCGCACACCGCAUGAACUUCUGAACCCACAUCCCGAAUAUCAGACACCAAAGAGAGUCCCACCAUUGCACGACCUUACUCGGACAGAUUCAGACCUGCAAAAGUCGGGCCCGAUCCCCAAGAUCAACGUGACCCACGACAGGGUCCACAGGUCAUCGAGUCCUCCAAAGUCUGCAGCCACGGUCCAGGCCACAGCACAAAUGGCCCUCUCACACACAUUCGCCGCGCCGACUCGUCCAAAGCGGGAGAAGGAGGAGAUGGUCUCGGGCAAUCCCUUCAACCCCUAUGACAAGGAACUUGUUCUAGAGCGUGAGAGGUGUUUGACUGCUGUGUGGCGGUUCAACAACUCGACCAAUCCUACCACCGGGGUGUCGCCAACGGAGAGAAGCCGCUUAUUCAAAGACAUUCUCCAGCCGAGCGAACCAAUUCAGAUGACUCCAAACAUGGUUUCACCCGUCUCACAGACGGGCCACAUCGGCAAUGGUGUUGUGGUUGAGGCGCCAUUUCACUGCGAUUAUGGCUACAACAUCACAAUCAAGGACAACGUUUUUAUCGGGAGAAACACAUCAAUCAGUGACUCGGCCGCGGUGAUCGUCGGGGAUAACACCUAUAUCGGACCCAGCGUCCAGAUCCACACUGCAACGCUUUCGACAGACCCACGGCGCCGCAACGGCGCACUCAGCCAGCAGACGGCCCAGCCAGUGACGAUCCACGACAACGUAUUUAUCGGCGCAAACGUCACGAUUCUUCCCGGUGUCACCAUUGGAGCUGGCAGUACCAUCGGAGCUGGGUCUGUUGUCACUAGGGAUAUACCCUCGCAAAGCGUAGCCUAUGGCAGUCCGGCUAGAGUCAGGAGGCAGAUUGCAUUUGCAUCUUGAUUGCUGCUAUGUAUGGAUGUCAACCUAAUAAUGGCCGCAAGCCUCGCAUAUCGCCGUUUCAUUCCUCCUAUAUGCAUAUAGAAGGGUUAGAGUGAUUUCUUGAGCAUACAUGGAAACAUAGCCUUUUUGUGGUGUUUACUGGUUGCCUAUACAUAAUGUGUCUUGGUACUUUCAUUUUCUUCUUUUUUUUUUUACUGUUCGUGGUCAUUUUUCCCCUGUUGAUUGAUUUACUCUUUGGCAUGAUACCCACGGCAUGUGUAUGGAACAUGAUAAAGGUGCCGAUUUUGGCCAUUGUUUUGCUAGUGUUGGUCUUGAUGUUUAUGGCAUCAGUACUGUGACGCAUGGCAUGGCGAAGUUUUGUUUGCAAGUCUAGUCUGGAUUUGGGCUUCUAGUCUUGCGUCUGACAAGCUCUGGUAGCUUCCUCUCACAUGGAAGAGUCGUUUGCUGGAUGGUGUCGGCGUCGUUUCAGAUGUUGCUCAUAGCAGCCCUUAUUUAUUCUUGGUAAUAUCUCCUUGGUAACGAUUUGAUUCCAUGUUAUUUUGGGAGCCUCAAGAUACUAGAUGACGGUUCACCUGUCAGAUAAUUGAACGAUGGAAUGAGAGGGAGAAAACAUCUUAGUUUCGAUUAUUUGUCGCAGGAUCCCUGUGAUGCC
This is a messenger RNA of Pyricularia oryzae 70-15, 4190 nucleotides long. RefSeq names its product nodulation protein L. Bases 1379 to 3538 code for a protein of 719 amino acids. The record is from RefSeq and is a predicted model, not a curated record. Gene Ontology annotation, molecular function: acetyltransferase activity; zinc ion binding; DNA-binding transcription factor activity, RNA polymerase II-specific. Gene Ontology annotation, biological process: regulation of DNA-templated transcription. Lineage: Eukaryota; Fungi; Ascomycota; Sordariomycetes; Magnaporthales; Pyriculariaceae. The transcript is spliced from 3 exons.